This is a messenger RNA of Bursaphelenchus xylophilus (pine wood nematode), 648 nucleotides long. NCBI's taxonomy places the organism in Eukaryota, Metazoa, Nematoda, Chromadorea, Rhabditida, Aphelenchoididae. The record is from the annotation of a GenBank genome assembly.
AUGGAUUCGGGUCAACCGAGAUCGGCACGGCCUUAUGUCCCCUCCAGUCUGUGCGGAGAUGUGGAAUCUAUGAUGAUUGACAUGGUGCUGACAGAGAUUCAAAAUCAAAUCGGAAGGAUUGAAGAUGAACAGGUUAGUAGCAAACAUUCUACAUAAUCAUUCCUUUCAUAGGAACAGAAACGACAAGAGAGCUUAAGGGAGACCCAAUCUCCAGAUUACUCUUGGCUGAUGGAUUGGAAGUUGAAGAACAAGAAGGUUCUCAACUUCAGGGUAUGUCAGUUCUAUCGUUUGAAACUCGUUUCAGGAAUGUUCAGCGGUUGAGUUGUUAUGCCAGAAAAUCAAACCGAAUGAAUGGAGUCUUUUGAUCCGCACCUUCAGAUCCAAGGUCAGAUACGUGGACUCGAGAGACGGAGUCAUCGAAGUCUUCAGAGGAACUGUGGAUGAGGUUAGGCAACAAAGAGGAGACAAUGUGUCGAUGAUGAAUGUGGAUGAGACUGAAGACGAGGUGAGUGUGGAUGCUUUUGAGUAAUUGCAAGGCUCCAGACAUGGAGAUCGGAUCCCAUCCAGCAUCGGAGUUUGUCGGUCGUCGAACUUUCAUCGCCUCGAGGAUCGCCCAAAAGCUUCAGCGGAAUGGAAAACGUCGUUUGA